AAAUCUAAAGCCUUAAAUGUCAAGGUCUCGUAAGGUAUAAAUGUGAAGUGUGACUAUCUACCUUAUGCUAUUUGUUUUUUAAUCGUUGAACCUGUUUUUUUUCUGCAAUCAUUAUCCAAUGGCGUGUGUUUGACGCUUGUGGUCUAUUGCAUGUGCAGUGUAAUCCGUAGUUCGUGCAACACGUGUUUGAAUUUUUCAUUUGAACAUUUUUCUCAUUAAAACUGAUUUUUAAAUUUUAAAUAUGGCUGUUGAUCGUCGUUCUAUAAUUAUUAAUCUCUAUGACAUAAAUGCAUUGAAAUUUGGCACAUUUCAAUUAAAAUCAGGUGAAUUAUCCAAGUAUUAUUUGGAUUUAAGAGUGAUUGUAUCGUACCCAAAAAUACUAAAACAAGUUUGUACUCUCGUGUCAACCACCAUUCUCCAAGAUGAUGCUAACUCUAAAAAUCAAGUGCGUUUAUGUGGUGUACCUUACACAGCUUUACCUAUAGCUACUGUAGUAUCUAUAGAUACAAAUUUACCAAUGUUAAUUCGCAGAAAAGAACAGAAAACAUAUGGCACAAAAAAACUGAUUGAUGGUGAAUAUUCUUGUGGUGAUGAUGUAAUUGUCAUUGAAGAUGUUAUUACAAGUGGUGCUAGUAUUUUAGAAACUGUAAUUGAUUUGGAGAAAAGCAAUUUAAAUGUAUCAAAUGUUAUUGUUUUAGUAGAUAGGCAACAAGGAGGCAUGCAACGUUUAAGUGAGAGAGGACUAAAGAUCAAAAGUUUAUUCAACAUUACCGAAAUUGUAACAAUACUUAAGGAAGCAGGAAAAUUAAGUGAUGAUGUAUAUGAAAGUGUUAUAGAUUAUGUUAUAAAUAAUCAAAUUCAACCUACAAAAGAAUGUGAAAAAUCAUUGAGAACAAAACUGGGGUUUAAAGAAAGAGCUAAAUUAUUAGAAACUUCUAAAAUAGCUCAGAAAAUCUUUAACAUAAGUUUAGAAAAGAAAAGUAACUUAUGUGUUGCACUUGAUGUUGAUACUGCUGAUAAACUUUUAGAUAUUGCUGAAAAAGUAGCACCACAUAUUUGUAUUUUAAAAACUCAUAUUGACGCCAUUAAUGGUGUCACGGAUGCUACUAUUAAUGAUUUACAACUCUUAGCCAAACAGUACAAUUUCCUUAUAAUGGAAGAUAGAAAAAUGGCAGACAUUGGUAAUACCGUUAAAUUGCAAUACAAAAAAAUAGUUCAUUGGGCAGAUCUAGUAACCAUACAUAGUGUUUCUGGUGGAAUGAUGUUAAAAGGCAUUCAAGAAGUGAUUAAUGAAAACUCAGACUCAUUAGAUAGCCGGGGUGUGUUUAUUGUUGCAGAAUUAAGUUGCAAUGGAAAUUUAAUAUCAGAACAAUAUAUCAAAGAGACUGUGAAGAUAGCUGAAGAAUAUAAAGAUAUUGUGGCUGGUCUAGUGUGCCAGUCGCAUGAUGUUGUUCCAUCACCAAGCCUACUUCAACUUACACCUGGUGUUAAUAUUAAAAAUGCUAAAGAUAAUCUUGGUCAACAAUAUCAAAGUCCUAGUGAUAUUAUUUUAACCAAAGGAGCUGAUAUUGCAGUAGUUGGUAGAGGAAUUUAUCAAGAUGACAAUCCUGCUGAAGCGGCUAAAGUAUACAAAGAAUCGUUGUGGAAUACUUAUUUGGAACGUGUAUCGAAUUCUUGAUUACGCUAUAAUAAUAAAUAUGCCAACCAUAGAUACCAUUAAUUUUUGGUUUAUUUUUCAUAAAUGUAUACAGCUAUUUUUGCUACCCAUAUUUUUACUAUUCUAUUCUAUGUAUUAAUUUGUAUUGUUCAAUAACUUCAUUGUUAGCUACUAAAUGUUGAUGAUAACUAUUAAUAUGCAAAUGUUUGUUCAUUGAAUACAUAAUAAUAUUUUACAAA
Molecule: messenger RNA, 1896 nt
Organism: Myzus persicae (green peach aphid)
Lineage: Eukaryota; Metazoa; Arthropoda; Insecta; Hemiptera; Aphididae
Product: uridine 5'-monophosphate synthase-like
Exons: 7
Coding region: 242-1678 (478 amino acids)
Biological process (GO): 'de novo' pyrimidine nucleobase biosynthetic process; 'de novo' UMP biosynthetic process
Molecular function (GO): orotate phosphoribosyltransferase activity; orotidine-5'-phosphate decarboxylase activity
Source: RefSeq, a predicted model, not a curated record